UGUAUAGUGAUCAGUAAAAAUGUAUAGUUUUGUGUUAGGCUUUAAUAAAUUUUGAUGAGAUGUGCCUCAGAACAAUAUUGAAUGGGUGCUGGUAGCAGAAAUGUAAACAUAAACACAGCUUUUCGCGCUAAAAUAUAUUGCGAUACGUGCAAAACUGUUAAACAUUUAACAAAAAAAAUCUGUGAUAUAAUUAUAGUGAAAGUUAAGAAAGGUGAUAAAUUAAAUUAUAAGGCUUAUAUCAUUUAAAAUUAACAAUGCAAAAUCCUAUAUUAAAAACCAUAUCCGCAACAAACAGACUGUCGAGUGAAGUUAGAAUUUUAAAAAAUCGUGGAUUUUCAAAAUGGCGACGGAUGGCGACACCGGCAAUGGCGUCAUCGAGGAGUUUCAGUGCUGUGCCAGAACAAGAGAAGUAUGUAGUGAAUUCUGUUUAUCCUGAUAUCGAAAUUCCAAAUGAAAAUUUGGCCACCUACACAUGGAAAUAUAUCAAGAAUCACGAGAACUUAGUGGCAUCGGUAUGUGGCGUUACUGGACGGUCGUACACUUACGCACGUUUGAGAGACAUGAGCGCUGCUAUUGCUUCACGGCUGAUAACAGUACUAAAGCUUCAGCCUUGCGACACAGUGGCGCUGGUUUCGCCUAAUGUUCCUGAAUUUCCGGCUGUUGUAAUGGGAGGCGUAGAAGCAGGAAUGAUAAUUACAACAGUUAAUCCGCUAUAUACUGCAGAGGAAAUAUCUCGGCAAUUCAUCAACAGCGGAUCAAAAUGUGUCUUUGCCAGUGAUGAGAGCGUAUCUGUGGUAAUUGAGGCUGUUAAAUCUUUACCAGAACCUAUUCCUAUUAUCGUCAUCAGUACUGAAGGAAAGCCAUGUCCUCAAGGAUGCAUCAAGUUUUCAGAGUUCAGCGAUACGAAAAAUGCAGACUUUUCUGUUUUAGAUAAGGCUUUAGAAAUUUCAAAACCGAACGAUGUAUGCAUGAUGCCAUAUUCCAGUGGAACAACGGGAUUGCCCAAAGGUGUUGAACUGACUCAUAACAAUAUAGCCAGCAAUUGUGAAAUGCUCAAGGCUGGUGAAGUGCCUCUCGUCACGCCAGCAUCAGGAUCCUUUCAAGACGUAAUUCCUUGUGUACUGCCAAUGUUCCACAUAUAUGGUUUAGUUGUGAAUAUGGCGAGCAAAUUGCAGUUAGGAUGCAAAUUAGUCACGUUGCCUAAAUUUUCUCCCGAUACCUUUUUGCAAGCACAAGCGGAGCAUAAGGGCACCCUUCUACAUCUGGUACCUCCGAUAGUAUUAUUUUUAAGCGCACAUCCCAGUGUGGAGCAGCGUCACCUGGAAUCGGUAUCCGUUGUGAUGAGUGGUGCAGCUCCUUUGGCUGCUUCUGAUGUUGAGAGGUUCAAAGAACGCGCUCCUAAUGUAGUAUUCACUCAGGGUUACGGUAUGACUGAAACUUCACCUGUGGUUUUGAUAGGAGAUCGUAGUGUAGAAAAUUAUGCAUCUGUGGGUAAUCCUACGCCAAGUACCAGUUGCAAAAUAGUUUCUCUAGAAACAGGGGAAAAUUUAGGACCAGACUCG
Molecule: messenger RNA, 1562 nt
Organism: Ctenocephalides felis (cat flea)
Lineage: Eukaryota; Metazoa; Arthropoda; Insecta; Siphonaptera; Pulicidae
Product: 4-coumarate--CoA ligase-like 7
Biological process (GO): long-chain fatty acid metabolic process; fatty-acyl-CoA biosynthetic process
Cellular component (GO): mitochondrion
Molecular function (GO): long-chain fatty acid-CoA ligase activity
Source: RefSeq, a predicted model, not a curated record